AUGCUCCGCCCGUGGAAAGUCGCGACGCUUUUCUCACCUACAGCCUGCAGCCUCUCUCCUUCAUGCUGUCAACUUAGCCGCAGUCUUACUCCAUCCCCGGCCGUCCAUCUUCCUCUGCCUCCUCAGAAUACGUUCGGCCGAUCUGCUGUCCCGUCCGAAGUCGGCUCCGCGUCCGACCAACCCGUCUUCUCGCACCAGACACGGCGCACACGCACCUCCGAUCACUGA
This is a messenger RNA of Protopolystoma xenopodis, 228 nucleotides long. The record is from the annotation of a GenBank genome assembly. NCBI's taxonomy places the organism in Eukaryota, Metazoa, Platyhelminthes, Monogenea, Polystomatidea, Polystomatidae.